Molecule: messenger RNA, 3768 nt
Organism: Neltuma alba
Lineage: Eukaryota; Viridiplantae; Streptophyta; Magnoliopsida; Fabales; Fabaceae
Product: RNA-dependent RNA polymerase 1-like
Biological process (GO): siRNA processing
Cellular component (GO): nuclear RNA-directed RNA polymerase complex
Molecular function (GO): RNA-directed RNA polymerase activity
Source: RefSeq, a predicted model, not a curated record
AGAGUGUAAAUCUGUCAUUGAUGGAUAGUGAGUAGCAGUCAAGAGGGAGAGUGUUGACUCCAGUUGACAAGUGAAGAACAAGAAUUCAUCUCUCUCUCUCUCUCUGUGUCGUUGGAUCCCUUGUCUCGUGAUUGCUCUGGAAAUUUUAUAGAGCUGGCAUACGAUGGGUAGAACAAUCGAGUUGUAUGGAUUCCCUUGUGAUGUUUCUGUGUCCACAGUAAAGCCAUUUGUAGAGGAGAUUACUGGUGAAGAUACUGUUUAUGCUAUUAAGAUAAGGCAAGGCAAAGGUAGAGUUCGAAGAGCAUUUGCUAUCAUUCAAUUCAACGAAGCGAAGAAUGCUUCUUAUCUCAUCUCCUUGCCGGCCAAAAGCAUAUGGUAUGGGAAUUCCUACCUUAAGGCUCGAGAACUGGAAAAUGAUAUCGUGCCAAAGCCAGUAAAAUUUUUGCAUAGCUUGGAGGAUGUGAAGCUGCAUUUUGGCUGCCAGAUCUCGAGGGAUAGAUUCUAUAAUUUAUGGAAAGCUGUUACUAAGGAAGUAAACUUUGGGAUAGGAAUGAGAAAGAUGCAGUUCCUUCUGUCCUAUAGGGGGGCGGAUUACAAGCUUGAGCUUUCCUAUGAAAACAUUUGGCAGAUUGAGCUGCAUCGUCCGCGUGGUGAAACUGCAGAGUAUCUUCUGAUUCAGCUACUUGGUGCUCCUCGAAUAUUUGAGAAAGACGUGCGUACUUCAGGAAGUAUAUUCGAAGAUCCUCUUCUCAAUUAUUGUAAAGAUGUUUCUGAUGAUCAAUGGAUCCGGGCAAUAGAUUUCACUCCUUUUAGCUGUAUUGGGCAGUCUUCUCAUAUAUACUUGCAGCUUCCUUCACAUGGACAGCGUCCAAAUUUCAGGGAAAACUUUGCUUAUUAUAAGGAAAGUGGGAGCAAGUUCUCCUUGGAGGAAGGAGUUCCUUUUUCUAGCAAUUCUAGUCUAGUCCCUAUUGUUGCUCCUCCUCGGGGAAUUGACAUACCAUAUGAUAUCCUGUUCAAAGUUAACUCAUUGCUUCAGCAUGGAUGUCUUGUAGGUCCAGCAUUAGAUAGUGGCUUCUAUCGUUUGAUUGAUCCACGAAGAAUGAAUCGUGCUUUCAUUGAACAUGCUUUAGAGAAAAUGUUUUUUUCAAAGGAACUCUGCUCUGACCCCUCAAAGUGGAUCAUUGAUCAGUAUAAAAAGUACUGUGCAUCACAGGAUCCUUCCCCGUCCCCUUCCAUAUCCUUAGAUAAUGGCUUGGUAUAUGUUCGCAGGGUUCAGAUUACCCCUUGUAAAGUGUAUUUCUGCGGCCCAGAGGUUAAUGUCUCAAAUCGUGUCCUUCGCCAUUUCCAUCAGUUCAUUGAUAACUUCCUACGCGUUUCAUUCGUUGACGAGGAGCUGGAUAAACUGUUUUCAACAGAUUUAUCUCCACGUACCUCUUCUAGCGGGCAAAGAAAAACUGAGAUAUAUAAAAGAAUUCUUUCCAUCCUUAGAAAUGGCAUAGUAAUUGGUGACAAAAAGUUUGAAUUUCUAGCAUUCUCGUCAAGUCAGUUGCGGGAGAAUUCUUUAUGGAUGUUUGCUCCUACAAGCUGUGGACUUAAUGCUGCUGAUAUUAGAGAGUAUGGGGAUUUUCGCACCAUUAGAAAUGUAGCUAAAUAUGCUGCUAGACUGGGUCAAUCUUUUGGUUCAUCUACUGAAACUUUAAGUGUUAGCAAGGAUGAAACUGAGAUGAUUCCUGAUGUGGUGGUAAAACGUGAGGGAAUUGACAAUAUUUUCUCUGAUGGGAUUGGGAAGAUUUCUGCUAAAUUUGCGAGGAAAGUGGCUAUGAAAUGUGGCCAUAAAUCAUCCACUCCAUCUGCCUUUCAGAUUCGAUAUGGUGGGUUCAAAGGGGUUGUGGCUGUUGACCCGACAUCGUCGGUGAAAUUAUCUCUGAGGAGGAGCAUGCUCAAGUAUGAAUCGGAUAAUACAAAACUAGAUGUCUUGGCAUGUAGUAAAUUUCAGCCUUGUUAUCUGAAUCGGCAGAUAAUCACGCUCUUGUCUACUCUUGGUGUCAAGGAUCAUGUUUUUGAGAAAAAGCAGAAGGAAGCUAUAAACGAACUGAACUCGUUGCUAACAGAUUCAUUAAAGGCACAGGAGGCUCUGGACUUGAUUUCUGCUGGGGAGAUAUCUCAUAUUCUGAAGGAGAUGCUCAUCUGCGGUUAUAAGCCUGAUGCAGAACCUUUUCUUUCAAUGAUGCUGCAAACAUUCAGGGCAUCAAAGCUAUUGGAAUUGCGACGCAAAACUAGAAUUAUUUUGCCAAACGGAAGAGCAAUGAUGGGAUGCCUAGAUGAAACGAGAACCUUGGAAUAUGGUCAAGUAUUUGUGCAAUAUUCUGAUAAGAGGUCCAUGCCAUGGUCUAAUGGUUCUGUUGCAUAUGGCUCUGAGAGAUCUUAUAUAGUUACAGGUAAGGUAGUUGUUGCCAAAAACCCAUGCUUGCAUCCCGGUGAUGUGCGUGUUUUGAAGGCUGUUAAUGUACCAGCUCUUCAUCACAUGGUCGAUUGUGUUGUUUUCCCUCAGAAAGGAUCCAGACCUCAUCCCAAUGAGUGUUCGGGAAGUGAUCUCGAUGGAGACAUCUACUUCGUUUGCUGGGACCCUGAGUUAAUUCCACCGCGCCAAAUCCCACCAAUGGAUUAUACUCCGGCCCAAAGCGUACAAUUGGAUCAUGAUGUCAUGAUGGAGGAGGUUGAGGAAUACUUUGUCAACUAUCUAGUCAAUGACAGUCUAGGAAUAAUUGCAAAUGCCCACACUGUCUUCGCAGAUAGAGAGCCCAAUAAGGCAAUGGCUGAACCAUGCAUUGAGCUUGCAAAGCUAUUUUCGAUUGCUGUUGACUUUCCCAAAACUGGUGUCCCAGCUGUUAUACCUCGUGAGCUGUAUGUCAAAGAAUAUCCAGACUUCAUGGAGAAACCCGAUAAACCCACCUAUGAAUCAGUGAAUGUGAUCGGAAAGCUUUUUAGGGAAGUGAAAGAAAUUGCACCAGAAGCUAACCCUACCGCAGUCUUCACUAGGGAAAAGGCUAGAAAGUCGUAUGACUCUGAUAUGGAAGUCGAUGGCUUUAUGGAUUAUGUUGAUGAUGCUUUCUAUCACAAAACCAACUAUGACUUCAAGUUGGGGAAUUUGAUGGAUUACUAUGGCAUCAAGACUGAGGCUGAAAUCCUGAGUGGGAAUAUUAUGAAAAUGUCCAAAUCCUUUACCAGAAGAAGGGAUGCAGAAGCAAUUACAAUGGCUGUGAGAUCCCUAAGAAAAGAAGCUAGAACCUGGUUCAACAGCCCGGCAAGUGCAGAAGAUUAUGGGGAGGAAGAUCUGAUGGCAAAAGCAUCUGCUUGGUACUAUGUUACCUAUCAUCCAAGUUAUUGGGGUUGCUACAAUGAAGGGUUGAACAGGGAUCAUUUCCUAAGCUUCGCAUGGUGUGUUUAUGAUAAACUUGUCACAAUCAAGAGGGAGAAAGCCAGCAUUAGAUGGUCUCUUCAACUAUCUUCCUUGGAACGCACGUUUAGCAGGGGGCUGCGUCUGUAUUGACAACUUGAACUUGGUGCAUUGCAUCUCAUCGAAUCUGCAGCAUUAGCUGGAGACUGUAGUGUUCAUCUAAGUUAUAUAUAGCAAGGUGUGAACUUAACUUGAACGUAACCUUGAGUGGACUCGAGUGUUUUAUGUAUGUUUGUGUGUGUGUGUGUGUGUGUGUGUAUGGUCUGUACUGAUGUCUUGAUCAAGACAAGUUGUUCAUGCUAAUUAAUGUA